UGGGGACUGGGCGUCGGGAGUUGGGCUCAGCUGCAGGAUGUUUUGGGUAUGAGGACAGAUAAAUAGUAAGGUAGUAUUACGGCCUGGGCUCUUCCCUACCUUUUAGGAGGGCCAAGCUCAAGCUGUUUGCUACCCAACACCUUUUUUCUAUUAACUAAGAAUCCGGUCCAUCUGGGUAGCAACUGCCUCCUGCUGCCAACAACCAAGGAUUUCACAUUUCUACGGGAUGGAAAGAGCCCUGGGAAGCCAGAGCCAGCUCCUCCCUGUUUUGCUUUAAAGAGUGACACGCAAAGCAGGGAACACUUGAGCAGCCUGCAGUGGAAAGCUGGAGCCAUGGUGUGUGGCAGACGGAUGCAGGAGCAGAGAGCAGCCAGGGAGAGCAGAACUCAGAGGACGCGGUGGGGCAUGGCGGGGAAAAUUAAGUUCCUGGCUUGGCUAAUGGUAGCCAUCUGCCUCCUCCCUGGGUUGACUACAACCCAGCGCCACGAAGGGCAGCCCAUGGACAGCACCAGCGUGGCAGGUGGCCUGCAGGAGCCAGAGGCCCCGGAAGUGAUGUUUGAGCUGCUCUGGGCCAGGCUGGAGCUGGAUGUCACAGGGCAGCUGCACAUCCAGGACGAGGAACUGGCGUCCACACGUCCAGGCCGCCGACUCGGGCUCCUCCUGCAGCACCACGUGCCCAGUGACUUGGAGGGUGCUGAGCAGCGGCUGCAGCAGUUCCAGGACCUGCGGAAGGGGCCUCCUCUUAGCCCCUGGGAUUUUGAACAUCUGCUCCUCACCGGCCUAUCCUGUGUCUACCGGCUCCACAAGGCUUUGGAGGCUGAGGAGAGGGGUCGCUGGGCCCAGGUCUUUGCCCUCCUGGCACAGGAAACACUCUGGGACCUGUGCAAAGGCUUCUGCCCCGAGGGUCAGCCUCCUCCUUUGGGGCCCUGGGCCUCAAUCCUUGACCCCAUCCCCUGACCCUCCCCUUUCACCUAUCAGCCCCCUAAUUCCCACCCCCAAGCCAGACUCAUCCUGGGCAGGGGCCUCCAUAUGGCACCUGGUUCUUCCCACCGUGUUCCGGUCCUUGGGCUUAGGGCUGCACCCUGGACCAUGCUUACCUCUCCCCUGUCUUCUUCCCCGGGCCCUGAUCGGCAAAGAGGCCAGACUCUGGGUGCCAGGCAGCAGGUGCGAAACUAAAGGCAGGACUUGCAGGCAGUGUGUGUGGUGUG
Molecule: messenger RNA, 1208 nt
Organism: Myotis daubentonii (Daubenton's bat)
Lineage: Eukaryota; Metazoa; Chordata; Mammalia; Chiroptera; Vespertilionidae
Gene: FAM180B
Product: family with sequence similarity 180 member B
Source: RefSeq, a predicted model, not a curated record